Messenger RNA from Cyprinodon variegatus (sheepshead minnow), 7627 nucleotides. RefSeq names its product metabotropic glutamate receptor 3-like (gene grm3). Gene Ontology annotation, molecular function: group II metabotropic glutamate receptor activity. The record is from RefSeq and is a predicted model, not a curated record. NCBI's taxonomy places the organism in Eukaryota, Metazoa, Chordata, Actinopteri, Cyprinodontiformes, Cyprinodontidae. Gene Ontology annotation, biological process: G protein-coupled glutamate receptor signaling pathway; regulation of synaptic transmission, glutamatergic. The coding region runs from base 515 to 3166 and encodes 883 amino acids. The transcript has 14 exons. Gene Ontology annotation, cellular component: membrane.
CCAUGGAGCUGGCGCGCUUAGCAGUGGCGCCCAUCCUAUCCCUCAGUGCGACUCCUCCGAGGGAUCAGGAGUAGACUAAGUCAAACUUCCAACGGCUUAAAUUUUGUGCGCAACCUUUAAAAGGGAUUCAAGUCUCUGAGACUGAAGCAUGAAAUCUCACAUCAGCUUAGCCAGAAGGAGUCAAAGACAGUAAAAAGACAGGGGUCAGAGGUGAUGCCAUGUGCCAACGGCAAUCUUCUUUUAAUCCUCUCAAAUCAGGAAAAUUGAUGGUGCGGCCAGAUGGUUCGUCCCUCCAUGUGUGGUUCAUGUCAACACUUCCUGACCAUUUCAUGGGCUACAAGCAGACUCCAAGAUCCACGGCUGCAGCUUGAUUCAACCCCUCUCUGUUUUCUACCUCUUAUUCUUUGCCCCUCAUCCCUAACCACACCCUCCUCGCCCUUUCUCUUCUCUGCCUCGGCCUCUGUUUUAGCUCUCACCUCACAUUUCAACAGUCAAAGCCCUCCCUAAGCCCAACAUGGUGUCCCGCCUUCCCUUCUUAGUUUUUGUCAUGAUGUGCCAAGGCGCCCUGCUGGCAGACCCACCUCAAUCCCGUCGUGAGAUCCGCAUUGAGGGGGACCUGGUGCUCGGUGGCCUUUUUCCAGUGCAUGAGAAAGGCGCUGGAAUUGAGGAGUGUGGACGUGUGAAUGAGGACAGAGGGAUCCAAAGGCUGGAGGCCAUGCUAUUUGCCAUUGACAGAAUCAACAUGGACAACACCGUGCUACCAGGUGUUUCCCUGGGGGUGCAUAUUCUUGACACCUGCUCAAGAGAUACGUAUGCACUAGAACAGGCUCUGGAGUUUGUGAGAGCCUCUCUCACCAAGGUGGAUGACACUGAGUUCAUCUGUCCUGAUGGAUCUUACGCUCUGCAAGAUGACAGCCCACUUGCCAUUGCAGGAGUCAUCGGAGGAUCUUAUAGCAGUGUAUCAAUACAGGUUGCCAAUCUUCUCAGGCUCUUUCAGAUCCCUCAGAUAAGCUAUGCUUCAACGAGUGCCAAGCUCAGUGAUAAAACCCGCUAUGAUUACUUUGCCCGCACUGUACCACCUGACUUUUACCAGGCCAAAGCCAUGGCAGAGAUUCUCCGGUUCUUUAACUGGACAUACGUGUCCACCGUAGCAUCAGAGGGUGAUUAUGGAGAAACUGGUAUAGAGGCAUUCGAACAAGAAGCACGAAUGAGGAACAUCUGCAUUGCUACUUCAGAGAAGGUGGGACGCUCAAAUGCUAAAAAGUCUUACGAGGCAGUGAUUCGUCAGCUCCUCCAGAAGCCAAAUGCUCACGUGGCCGUCCUUUUUCUGAGAAGUGAUGAUGCCAGAGAGCUGAUUUCGGCUGCUGCCCGACUUAAUGCCUCCUUCAUCUGGGUGGCUAGUGAUGGCUGGGGUGCACAAGAGAGCAUUGUCAAGGGAAAUGAGAUUACUGCUGAAGGAGCUAUUACACUUGAACUAGAGGCGAAUCCCAUACCAGAAUUCAACCAUUACUUCCUAAGUCUGGACCCUAUCAAAAACCACCGGAAUCCCUGGUUUAAGGACUUCUGGGAACAGAGGUUCCAGUGCUCUUUGGGAGCCAAAAGCUUAGGAUUAGGGGGAACACCUCUUCCACCAUGUGACAAGAACUUGCUGAUGGAUAAAAGAUAUUUCGAACCAGAGUCCAAGAUCAUGUUUGUGGUGAAUGCAGUAUAUGCCAUGGCCCGUGCCCUACACAACAUGCAGCGGAGCCUGUGCCUCAACACCACCAAACUGUGUGACAGCAUGAAGGCCCUGGAUGGGCGCAGACUCUACAGGGAUUACAUUCUUAAUGUCAGCUUCACAGCCCCAUUUGCCCCUCCAGGCAGUGAGACAGUUGUGAAGUUUGAUUCCCAGGGGGACGGCAUGGGCAGAUACAACAUCUUUAGCUAUCAGCGUUCUGGGGAACGUUAUGGCUAUGUGCCAGUAGGAGAGUGGGCAGAGAGUCUGAGUCUAAACAACGAUCUGAUACGCUGGCCUAAAGAGGCAGUGCCGACCUCUCAGUGCAGCGACCCCUGUGAGCGCAAUGAGAUGAAGAAAAUGCAGGCAGGCGAGUACUGCUGCUGGAUCUGUACAGCAUGUGAGCCUCAUGAAUACCUUGCUGAUGAGUUCACCUGCUCGCCAUGCGCUCCUGGUCAGUGGCCAACAGAGGACCUCACAUCCUGUUAUGACCUUCCUGAGGACUACAUUAUGUGGGAAGAUGCUUGGGCCAUUGGUCCCAUUACCAUUGCAUGUGUAGGGUUUGUGUGCACCGGUCUGGUAGCCUGGGUGUUCAUCAGACAUAACAACACACCAUUGGUGAAAGCCUCAGGAAGAGAGCUCUGCUACAUUCUUCUCGCUGGAGUCUUUAUGUCCUAUGCGAUGACUUUCCUUUUUUUGGCCAAACCCUCUCCUGCUAUAUGUGCCCUGCGGCGCCUCGGACUGGGCACUUCAUUUGCUGUGUGCUAUUCAGCCCUGCUUACCAAAACCAACAGAAUCUCCAGAAUUUUCAACGGCGUGAAAGAUGGGGCGGGCGCAGUGAGGCCGCGCUUCAUUAGCCCAUUCUCUCAAGUAUUUAUCUGUCUGAGUCUGAUCUCCGUCCAACUAGUAAUGGUCUCAGUGUGGCUACUUCUGGAGGUUCCAGGGACACGGCGGUUUACGUUACCAGAACGACGCCAGACAGUCAUCCUCAAGUGUAAUGUGCGAGACUCCAGCAUGCUACUGUCUCUGGGAUAUGAUGUACUCUUGGUCAUCUUGUGUACUGUGUAUGCCUUCAAGACCAGGAAAUGCCCUGAGAACUUUAAUGAGGCCAAGUUUAUCGGAUUCACCAUGUAUACCACCUGUAUAAUUUGGCUGGCCUUUCUUCCCAUCUUCUAUGUCACAUCCAGUGACUACAGGGUUCAGACCACUACCAUGUGUAUCUCUGUCAGUCUAAGUGGCUUUGUGGUCCUGGGCUGUAUGUUUGCUCCCAAGGUCCAUAUCAUCAUGUUUCAGCCCCAGAAGAAUGUGACCAGCCACCGGCUUAACCUCAACCGCUUCAGUGUCAGCGGGGCUGCCACUACAUACGCAUCUCAUGCUUCUGUCAGUGCCCACUUCGUCCCAACAGUGUGCAACGGGAGGGAAAUAGUUGACUCGACCACUUCCUCUCUGUGACAUCAUCCAGUUCGCUCGCUAAACCUGCCCCAGCGACUGUUAGCCAAGUGACGAACAUUUUUCAUCCCAGCUUUGUUUUUAUUCCCCCUUUUAAACACACAAACACUCUCUUACAUACACACACAAACACACUCACACAAACUGAAUACAAGCAAACGCCUUCCUUGUGGACUAGAACUGUAUUGUUUUACAAAUGUAGAAAGUGUGUAACUAUAAUUAAAUUAUUUUCUAGGGAUGUAUAUACAUUGAAUCAACAUUGUUGUACGUAGAGAAAUGAAAUAACAAAAAAAAAAAUGUUUUUAGGAGGAAUUUUUUGGAAACUUUGUUUUUGAUAGCCUUGUUUCAAUGUAAAAAGACAUAAGCUUAAAUAUGGUAGGGGGACUGAGUCCUUCCAUCUGGAUGCACAUUUGUGGCUCUGCUUGCCUCACUGCAAUACCCACAGACUUUUGAUUCUCAUGCUUUUUGUAGUACCUCAUUGUAAUAACUAACUGUAUGCAUUUCUAAUGUGGAUCUGUACAUUUGUAUAUUAUACUACUGAUGGUUCAAAGAGCACAAUGUUAAAGGUCUUGAGACAUCAGAAUGAAUGUGGACAAAAAGAUAACUGGACGAACUAGAACAGCCAGAUAAGAAACUAAAAAUGGAAACAAAUGCAUACAGAAAGAAAGAGACAGAGAGAGAUCCAUCAUAUUUAGUGAUAUAUUUCUGUUUGAAAAUAUAUCGUAUUUCAUCUUAAUAGAUGGUAAUUGUUUCCUGGAUCUUUGUCAAAAUGGUCUUUGGCUGUUUUGGCAGAAAAACAUGUUUUACUUUUGAUACAAAUGAUAUUAUUUUCUAAUUAUGGUAUCCCUUUAUCUAAAUGGCCAUCAUUCCAGAGAUGUGUUCAGCAAAGCAUCACUUUUUCCCUGCCACUUUUAAGCUGAUGUGUUUUAAAGACUGCUGAGAUGCAUUGCUAAUAAGGAAUAGCUGGCUGAAAACACUUUAUUAAAUCCCCUAAAGAACAAACAAAAACAAAAAAAUUCAGUUACCCAGUUUUUAAAGUGUUUUGCAAAAGGAUUCAGACCAUUUGAUCUUUUUUACAUGUUGUCAUCUAACACCGUCAGUUUAUUAUAGUGGAUUAUUAUUGGAUAAAGCAACAAAAUGGUUGCAUAAUUGUAAAGUAAGAGAAAACCAUGAUACCAUGUUUUAACAUUCUGUACAACUAAAAUAUUAUAAAAGAGUCUCUUUCUAAAAUUACAUUAAGCUGCAUUUAACUUCAAGUUCUUUGGAGUUUCUCUCUACCAGCUUAUCAUCUGGAAACUGAAAUUAUUGCCCAUCAUUCAAAAUGAAUACCGUUUGUGAACUGCAAUAGUCAAGUUUUAAUUCUCCAUUUUAAGUUUGGACUUUAAAUGAAAAAAAUAAUUGCACUGAUUUAAUCUAGGCAAUCCCAAUGUAUUUAUGUAUUUUUAGUGUUGUUAUCUGUUUGAAUGUGAAGUUUAAACUCAGAGUACAGCCGUUUGCAGCCUUUGAGAGGCUUUUCUUCAAGAUGAGCCCAUCUUCCCAUGGACCUUAUGAGCUUCCCUAUCCCUGCUUAAGAACGGCCUUCCCACAACAUAAUGCAUCCAUCACCCUGUUUCACAUUUUCCACAACAGAUUAAAUUUCGGAAAUUGGCUUUAAGUUUAAUGUUGGUCUUAUUUCACCAGUAGACCCUCUUUAUCUUUUUUUUUUUAUUAUUUCCCAUACAUGUUUUUUGGUAGUAAUUCUGAAUUUUUGUGUUACUACCUUUAAAGAGUGACUCUCUCCUUGCUACUCUUCCAUUAUGGUUGGGUUAGAGAAGUGCAUGAGUAACAAAUAUAUCUUUAGUAGUUUUUUUUAUAAAACCACACAUCUGUUUCUUUGCACUACCCAGUUAUGUAAUUAUGAAUUUCCACAAUAUAAAAUAUGAAUAAAGUAUAUUGAUGUUCCAAUGUUCCAAGAAUACUUUUGCAAAGCACUAUAUGAACUUUGGGUUCCUAAACUGAGAAAGUAUGUCGCUAAAGAAAAAGGGGAUGUUUUGCUGAACACACGUUGACUUUUUCCACCUUUAGGGGAGUAGUAGCUUCUAAUUCAUGCCCUAUAGAUACCGUCUGGUUUGAUAUUUUCAAUAUGGCUAUGUGCCUUAAUCUGUGUUUGAUAGAUAAUUGUUGUUAGAGAUCAGAUUUACACUACCAGCUCAAAGUCUUUGUUUGGUUGAUGUAAAAAAGUGGCCUCAGUAUGAAGACAAUGCGUCUAUGGCAGCAGGUUUAUUUUAUGUGAAGUAAAGGUCCAGGAAUUCUAACAAAUCACACGUUUUAAGUGGGUUCCUUGAGUCUGAAAAACAAAGAAUAUUUAGAAAAAAUAUGUUUAGGUCUGUGUUUUGUCCUCCUGCUAUCACCUCAGUAGCUGCAGGUAAAAGAGGGAGGAGAAGGGGAAACAGGCUACAUCAUUAGGAGGAAUUCAGAGAGUAUUUGACUUGUUGAAGUGUGCAGUUUACAAGCUUGUGUUAAAAUGUGUUUAUGUUGGGAAGCACAGUGGAGCAGCUGGCUUUGGCAGUCCCACAGAGGCUCAGGAGACGAAGGACAGCACAUUUUGUCAGCUGCUGGCUGAUCCACGCCAGCAAUAGAUGUUAGAGUAGAACAGAUAUGCACAGCCCCCAGAAAAAGGGGAUUUUCUCAUUCAUACAGAUGUAAAUGUUUGGAUGUGAUUCUUAAAAUUACUGAAUAAAUUUAAUAUAAAAAAGCGACUUAGAGGGAAACUUUAACAGCUAAAGAUAGCAGAGUAAUUUAUUACAUUUAAUUUAAUUGUCCUGCAAUUUUUGUUGAACUUAGGAAUAUUUUUCACAAAACUGAUCUCAAUGUUUACAUAUUAUAUGCUGUCUAAAAUAAAGUAUGACUGUUACAUUUGAUGUUUUAACCAAAAAAAUGAUCAGAAUAACUUUUUUCAAAGCAGUGUUUUUGUCAAAUACAAAGUAGAUGUUUGCAGAACUUUUAGAUUCCAUCUUCUGAGUGGUCAGCAUGUUUGCACAGCCUCCUGUGUUCACUGAACUAAAUGAUAGAAGGGAUUUCAAAGGUUGUGUCAAGAGGAGGCAACCUACAUUGGGGUGUGUUUAUUAGGUGCAGAGAGCAGCAAGAGACAGCGAUGUGGCAGAGAUGCUGCUGCUGCUGCUGCUCCUGCUGGAUUAUGUAAAGCACUCACAGAGCCCAGAAGUCGGCAGCGCCUCUGUGGAAGCUCAAAGCAUCCCACAGAUUCACAGUGUUUGUUAGAAGAAGGUUUAGCCAUUCACUCUGUGGUCCUGCUCCCUCCAGAUACACACCACAUGACAGGUUGCUAUGGACAACCACAACUAACACAUCCAACACUGGAAUGUCUUAGUUGGCAGCAUGAAGAGAAAAACUGGGAGAAGGGAUGAGGAGUGCUUGAGUAAAGAGAGACAGAAAGAGAGAGAGAAAAACUGGGUUGAAGGUUCUGAUCCAAGUUGGCAGACACCAAUGAGAUUGGGCUCUUUAGGGCCCUGUACUCACGGCUUUUUAAUAGGCACACAAACAGAGCACUUAACCCUGAUUCUCCAGUCAUUUAGUCCAGGGACCAGUCCAAGACAACAGUCUCACACUCUUCCCUGACCCUCUCUCUCACAGUCCGCCUCACCCUUCAACCUUUCCCUUACCACCUUUUGUGCACCCCAUCUCCACUCCGUGUGUGAAACUUGUGACUGAUUCGGUCUCAGCCAAGACCACCAAAGCCAGAGCAACAGACUGGUGGCUUAAACUUGAACUGAAGCGGUCUUCUAAAGCACAUGACAUGGAAGCUGCUGUGACAAGGUUAGAAAAGAAAUGGAGGGAUGUCAAACAAAGGAUUUGGAAAAUGAAUGGUGGAGGAAUUGAAUUGAAAACUCAGAUGUAAAGGAACACAUUGCUUUAAUUCUCAUUACUUUCAUGGAAAUGAUCAUCUCAUCUCCUCCAUAAAUUAAUUGGGAAACUUCUUUAAUUGGUUUUCCUCAUGAAUAUCCUUUACAAAUGGCAAUCUAUUAAGGACACUGUUCCUCUUUUCAGGCUUUGCCAACUGUCAUUUCUUUUUACAAAGGUCUACCCCCCACCCCCUCUAUAUAGCAGAAUGUGUCCCUGGCCUCUGGGCUUUGAAACAAGAAGAGAACUCAAGAGACAAAGCGAAACGGAUAUCAAUCUGAACUCUUGGAACUGGCUGGUCACAAAAAGCAAUAGCUCCUGCAUUUAUGAAAUGUGCAAUAAAGAGGCUGUGAUGACAUCAUAAUAAAGACCAUGAAGUAAACAUCAGCUGUUGUUUCCUCCUCCCUCUCUUUGCCAUGUGUGCCAUGUAGGAUUCACAGCAUUUGUUGGCUCUAACACCUUGCCUGAUCUGUUCCCUUAAAUAAAAACACUCCAAUUAAACCAUCUACUGGAGAGUUUCCUGCACUAGGACAAUGCAUGCCAGUGAAGAAUAUCAGCCUGGUAAAG